UGUUUAUUGCACAAGCAGUUUGAAGCAGCUAUGUAAAAUAUGAUAGUUUCUUGAACUUUUUUUAUUUUGAUACAUUUUGUUUUUGGUUUUUGAAAUGGAAAAAAAAAGAAAGAACAUUUUUUCUUUAUUUUUGCUUUUGAUUUGGCAUAAACAAGCUCUUUCACACUAUAUACCAAAACUUGUCACCUUUUGGGGUCAAAAUAGAGCAAAUGCUGUAUUGGAUACAGUAGAGAUGAACUUAGCAAGCUUGUGUUCUUUUGAAUCACCCUAUUCAACAAUUGUUGUGGGGUAUGUUAGCAGAUACGUUGAUCAUCGAAAUGAAGAUUUUUUGCCUGGAAUGGGUUUUUCAGUACAUUGUGCUAGACCUCAAGAUCGCGGGCAUAUAUCGUUUCUAUAUUGUCCUUUAAUUGGACGUGAUAUUCGUUAUUGCCAACAACGCGGUAAGAAAAUUCUUAUUGGAAUAGGUGGUCCUGGAUCUCCUGCUAAAUUUGAAAGUGCUCAAGGUGCGGAAAGAUUUGCCAAUUUAAUCUGGAACCUUUUUCUUGGAGGUGACGAAACAAAUGAUUUACGUCCGUUUGGAAGCGUCAUUCUGAAUGGUAUUAAUUUUUUUAUGCAAAACAACGAUCCGCUACAUACCAACGUCUUUAUUCAAACGCUCGAUCAGUUGAGAAAUAUGGAUUUAUCUCGACGUUAUUUAUUAACAAUUUCACCUUCAUGUUUGUUUCCUGAUUCAUUUUUUGGUCCAGAUGGAGAAAAAAUCCUUGAUAUUUCAACUAAAUUCAUCGACGAAAUAUAUGUCAGAUUUACAGAUAGUGCAUGUUGCAUGAAAGGAUCAAUAGGUUUUCGUGAAUCCUUAACUAGUUGGAAAAAUUUUGUUAUUACAGCUAAUCAUCCAAAACUGUACAUAGGUGUACCUGCAGCAAUACAAGCAACAAGAACACCUAGCUGCUAUCGUUCGCCUUUAGAAAUGAUUGUUGUUUAUAAUUCUUUAAAAACGAAUCCAAGCUUUCGAGGAUUUGCAAUUAUCGAUAACUCAUUUGAUCUUCAAAAUUUAAAUGACGGAUUUUUAUUUAGUAAACCAUUACUUUCUUUGAUUCGAGAUAUGCAAUCUCAUUAUCAAAACCAUUAUUUUGGAGAAAAUAAACCAUCAAGGUUUCGUGAAAAAGCACCUGUUGUUAUACCAGUAAAAGUUCCGAUUAAAGUUUUAGUUCCAGUAAAGGUUCCUGUACCAUAUAAAGUACCUGUACCAGUACCUGCUCCAUACCCAGUCGUACAAACUACUUUACAACCUUCAAACGUAUGGACUAGACCGAUAGAUCAAACUAAUGAACCAACAAAUGGAAAUUCUAUUACAACAACAACAUUUCAGUAUCCGACAGAACCUAUUGUUCCAAGUACUGCAAAUCCAAAUGAUGACAAUGAUAAGGAUAGUGCAGCUCAAUCAAAUGAAGACGUUGAUAAUCAAGAUGACAAUUUAAACAACCAAAUUUUAUAUCCGACUACAACUACGAUUUCAUCGCUAUCUGUUAAUUUACAACCAUUUCCAGAGAACAAAACCGAUGAGCAAGAUUUAGAUUCAGACGGUUUAGAAGAGUCUAUUGAUGAAGAUGAUGACGAGGAACCAGAUGAAGAUUCCGAUGAUGAAGAAAAACAGUAUACUGUAUUUGAUCAAGCUUCUAUAAGUGAGCCAACAAAAAAAGUAGUAACAAGAAGGCCACCUUUGUAUUUACCUAAUAAUCUCUUUAUGAAAAAGCGAGCAAAUAACACUCAGGUUGUAUUGAAAAAUCAUCAUCAAAUUUUCUCUUAUCAGCCAUUUUACAAACAACUCUCAAAAAAAUAUUCUACUAGUCCAAAAAAAGAUGUUGUUAAAAACAGAAAUAUAAGCAAUAAGGUCAAAAAAACUUCUUUUGACAAAAAAUUGAUUAAUAAUUCAAUUAACACGUCAAUUUAUCGAUAUAGCGCUAAAAAGUUGUUUAACACAUCAAUAUAUCGAUAUAACACCAAGCAAAUAAAAAAAAAUUUAGAUCAGAAUAUAGUAAAAAAUAACAAAACCGUUAAUAGAAAUUUUAAGUCAGAUAAAAUUGAAAAAAAAUUGCAUUCUGAGACAGAUCUGAAAACUUAUCUUCACAAUAUUUUCCAGCCAGUUAACAAAAAGGAAAAUUUAAAAUCACACACAAAAAAUAUAUACAAUAUUUUACCUAGAGAAGAUAAAAUAGAUAUAAUUUACGAUUCACCGACAAAAAAAGAUGAAGUUACAGGUAAAACAAUUAAAGGAACAAAAAUGAAUAUUAUUAUAGAUGUUCCGGAUAAAAAAAGUAAGUUAACGGAAAAUGUUAGUAAUUAUGGUGUAAGUAUUAAGACAACAUGCGGCAAAACGGAAUGCAACGAAUAUAUCAAUCCAGAAUCUUUUUAUAAAAAUAGAGAUGAUCUUUUUCUCAGCACAAACAAACUUGACAACUACAAACGAGAUAUGGAUCUUAGUAGGCUGUCCCCCAAUCCAAUAGAAGAAUUGGAAGAAGAGUAUAUUGAAAGCUUACUCGGUAGAUUUGCUGAAGAUUCAGACGGUGAUGUAGUCAACGAGGAUGAAACUGAUUUAAUGAGUAAUAACAACGUUAACACAAAAAGAAACUUGAGAAACAAUCCUAUUGAAUAUGAUGAUCAAAUACCCUUAAAAAAACAGAUGGAGUUUAGGAUUCCAAAUGUUGCUAAUCCUAUAAACUCAGCAAAUAGUCAAAUGACUUUAAACGACCAGAUGCAAGAAAAUGAAAAAUACUUAAAACUACUUCAGGAUGACUUUCAAAAGCAAUUGGACCAGUUUAACAAUGAUAUUAUUAAACAGCAACCUGCUGACCCUUCGGAAAUUGAUCAAAAUGUUACAUUUCCUUACAACGUUAAAGAAAGUGAGUUAGAAAAAAUUAUUAAAGGAGACUUAGAUAUUGGAAAAGUCCAAUUAAGGGAUUUGAUUUCUAAUGUCAAUGUUAAAGGAAACAUGGACCAUUUAAAAAUGCUUAUGAGUGCAAUGCAGAACGAUAUUAAUAAUGCUAACAAUGCAAUAAUAGAAAGAGAAAAAGAUAUCAAUGAAAAACAAACUGAGAAUAAAAAUGAUAAAAAUGCGCCAAAAACAUUUUUUUAAAAAGAAAUAAUUAAAAAAAAAAGAGAGUCUUU
This is a messenger RNA of Hydra vulgaris (swiftwater hydra), 3165 nucleotides long. Its product is annotated as putative leucine-rich repeat-containing protein DDB_G0290503. Gene Ontology annotation, cellular component: extracellular region. The record is from RefSeq and is a predicted model, not a curated record. Lineage: Eukaryota; Metazoa; Cnidaria; Hydrozoa; Anthoathecata; Hydridae. Gene Ontology annotation, molecular function: chitinase activity. Gene Ontology annotation, biological process: carbohydrate metabolic process.